Messenger RNA from Fusarium vanettenii 77-13-4, 1986 nucleotides. RefSeq lists its product as uncharacterized. The transcript is spliced from 9 exons. The coding region runs from base 1 to 1986 and encodes 661 amino acids. The record is from RefSeq and is a predicted model, not a curated record. Lineage: Eukaryota; Fungi; Ascomycota; Sordariomycetes; Hypocreales; Nectriaceae.
AUGCGCCAGAGCCCAGUCUUGGAGUGGCUGGACACCCUCGAACUCCCCUCUGGUGGCUACAGCCUCGCACCAGCCCACGAAACCAUCGAGCGAAGAGCGAAACGAGCCAAGAUCAGUCACGAGCCCUACACGUCUCGAUUGCCAACUCCGACCGAGUCAGAGACGCAAACCUUUGGCCUUGCUCGUAACGAUCGACGCGUGCGCACCAUGGAAUCGCCGGCAUCAUCAUCAUCAUCAAAGAAGCGACGUCGCCACGAGGAGAGUGACAUGGCCAGCCAGCACGAGCUUUCAGAUGGCAUCGCUGGCAACCCUCUCGACUUGACACCCCGAGCGAGCCAACUUGGUGGCCGGUUGUUUCGAGAUCAAUACCACGUUGAAGAACCUGAUGUGACGUCCAACCUGUCUCGCGCCUCGUCGUCCAUAUCGCAUCACUCGUCAGCAUCUCAGCGUUCUUCUGUAUCGGGUCAAUCUUCACCAUCCAAGCAGGCCCGGAACGCCGAGUUGCAGAAGACUGGCUUUAGACCCGUCAGUUUUUCUCUUCAACAAGAUCAGCAGCCACUUUCCCUCAAGGCCAUCUGUCGAGGGCUCACGAGCAUCAGCCAUGGAGAAAAGAUGUUCCCGGACGCUUUGCGGGGUCAGCUCGCCGACACCGACAUUCCAGACUCUUCAUUCUACAGUACCAAUGAUGCACCACGAAAAGGAUGGGACCAUCCACCUCCAGCCCUCGUCCAAGAUACCCUCGAACGAGCAGCCCAGUGUUUGGAUGAACGGGAAGGAGAAUCUUCUUGGAACCUCGAGGUUCAUGCGCCUCUUCUUGCCUGGGUCUUCCGCCGAGAAAGCCAAAAACCUCUCAUAGACUAUAGAUAUUGCACUUCAGCCCAGAUCAUACAUGCAUUCAAACCAAAGAAUGCUCCCUCGAAAAUGGUCGACUUUUGCAUCAUCGUCCGCCCCGGCGACGAUACUGACGAGCAAGACAUGAUUGAGAACCUCUGCUACAGCAGACCUGGGCAGACGAUAAACCAUACCGGCUGGGGCAACCUCUGCAAAAACCCAGUCGCCAUGUCCAUCGAGACGAAACGGCAUGGCGAGAACUGGGACACUGCCGUGUUGCAGCUGGGUACUUGGCACUCUGCGCAAUGGCGAAGCUUGAACUGGGGGAGAAGCAAGCGGGUUUCCAUCGACUUUUUGCCAGGCAUCAUUAUUCAAGGGCAUGACUGGCUCUUUGUGGCAACCAUUAUGAAAAACGACAAGGCCAUCAUGUACCACUCCAUCUCAAUUGGCGACACCAAGACAGUUCUUGGCAUCUACAAGCUUGUCAUCUCUCUGCAGUAUUUGCAGCAAUGGAUCGAGCAAACCUACUGGCCUGCAUUUCGCGCCGAGGUUUUAGGGAUGGACGAGCAGAUAUGUUCAUGUCCCCAGAGUCAUGCCCCCAAAUGUCGGCGUGACAACCUCGAUGCAAGUGCGGAUAUCACCAAGGGGAGCACUACUAGAGUGGCCCUGAGGCAUCUGCAAAAGAAAACCCGCAUAACAUCUCCACCAGGCUCAUUCGAAGCCGUCCCUGAGAAGUUGAGCCGCGAGCGAAACGAGCACCCUCCAAGCAUUAUUCCACACCGUCCUAGUAGCCACAUAUCACCACUUUGUCCUGAUUGUUAUACCCAGGUCACUAUUCUUACCAAGGAGCUCCAAACCCCGAAAACGCCGCUCCUUGCCUGUCCCUCGAGUUCUUCUUGUUCAAGACUCAAGAGUAGCCCGCCAGAGCAACAUCUCGGGCUCGUUGGGGCUACUGUCACCUGCCUGGUUCGUUCUGAGCGUGUCGCUCGGAGACCGACAACUCCUCCUCUAGUGGCUUCGAGCGCACAACGGGUGAGCGGGACAAAGGGGUUGAAAGGCCCAAAAGAAGAGGACCAUGCAUGUAGAAGCGUUGUCGUGUAUAUUGCGGUUCUUGCGGAGUCGAGAGGCCCACGACGCCCAGCACAACCAGGAUAA